Geodia barretti is the source of this 819-nucleotide messenger RNA. The record is from the annotation of a GenBank genome assembly. Lineage: Eukaryota; Metazoa; Porifera; Demospongiae; Tetractinellida; Geodiidae.
AUGGAAUCAGUGAUCACGGAUUUCAAUGAAAACGGGUUCUCUAUUCUGCACGGCAUUUUGGCUUCGGAGACACUUGAAGCCGUCAAGCAUGAAUGUAAAACGUUAGUCGAUGCACUCGCCUCACAACGGCAAACAGAAGGAAAACUGGCGAACAUGUAUCCCGAUGCCGAUUUUGAAACCCGCCUGAUUCGGCUCUAUGAAAAUUACCCAGAUGAAAACCCGACUAUUUUUCGACCGGAACUACAUCGUGAAGGGUUUUUCGGCGUGUUUGCGCACUCUAUCCUACUUGAACUUGCCGGUGUUAUCUUAGGUCCAGAGAUCCGAUUGUACCCGAACUAUUCCGUCCGCCCAAAACUACCUGAGAACAAACGAACGGAGGUGUUGUGGCAUCAAGACGCAGGCUACACUUCAAAGGAAGCCGAUGUGUUGCGGAUGAUGAACGUUUGGGCACCGUUAGUGCCGGUUAACAUCGAAAACGGGUGCAUGGAAUUCAUUCCGGGGAGUCACAAGUGGGGUGUCGUGCCGCACGAAAAAGACGAAUACUACCUACGCAUCCACGAUGAUUAUAUCAAGCCUGUUGAAGCGGAUGCUGUAUCCAUUGAAAUUUUGCCGGGGGAUGUCGUCAUUUUUAGUAACCUACUAUUUCACCGUGGACUACCAAACCGCGCUCAACAUGUCCGAUGGAGCCUUGAUUUCCGAUAUCAAGAUGCCACACAACCGACGCUCCGGACAACACAAGGGCAUCUACUCAGAUCGCAAAGGACACCAGAAGCGGUUGUAAAAGAUGCUAAAGCGUGGGCACAACUUGAAUUCCAGUAA